Dufourea novaeangliae is the source of this 1527-nucleotide messenger RNA. RefSeq names its product probable cytochrome P450 305a1. Gene Ontology annotation, cellular component: intracellular membrane-bounded organelle; cytoplasm. NCBI's taxonomy places the organism in Eukaryota, Metazoa, Arthropoda, Insecta, Hymenoptera, Halictidae. Gene Ontology annotation, biological process: xenobiotic metabolic process. The transcript is spliced from 8 exons. The coding region runs from base 55 to 1527 and encodes 490 amino acids. Gene Ontology annotation, molecular function: iron ion binding; heme binding; oxidoreductase activity, acting on paired donors, with incorporation or reduction of molecular oxygen, reduced flavin or flavoprotein as one donor, and incorporation of one atom of oxygen. The record is from RefSeq and is a predicted model, not a curated record.
UGUACACAAGUACCGUCGAUUUGGUAAACAGAGUCUCGGUUAACCGGUCUUGUGAUGUCCGCCACCGUGGUACUGGUGCUGGUGAUCGUGGUUUUGAUGGUGUUCGCCGCGCUGACUAGGUCGAAGGCGAAGGAUCAACCGCCAGGGCCCUUUGCCUGGCCCAUCGACGGCAAUCGGACUAUGCUGCAACGUUUGACACGGCAGUGCGGGGCGCAGCAUUUGGCGUUCAUUGAGCUCUGCAGACGAUACGACAGCCCCGUGAUAACAUUGCAGCUCGGCUUCGAGAAGGUGGUGGUCGUUUCCGGGAGCAAAGAGAUUCUCACGGUACUGAAGAGCGAGGAGUUCACCGGCCGGCCAUGGAACGAGUUCAUUAAGAUACGUAACUUGGGGAAGAAGCAAGGUAUCACCAUGAACGAUGGACAAGAUUGGAACGAGUUACGCGGCUGGAUGGUAAACACCCUGAAGAACUUUGGCUUCGGAGGACGGGGGAUGUCGGAGAUGAUCAAGGACGAGCUGGUCGUGGUCCUGGAUAGCCUGAAGGGCGGUGGUGUGAAACGGCUGAAACCAAUACUAACACCUGCUGUAAUAAACGUUCUAUGGGCUUUGACAACGGGAAAGCGAUUCUGCGAGGGAGUCAGGUUAGAGUACUUCAUGGCCUUGAUGGAACGUCGCGCGUGCGUGUUCGACAUGGUUGGCGGGGUUCUCUCCAAUUACCCCUGGAUUCGUUACGUUGCACCUGAGGCCUCCGGUUACAACCUUCUCGUUGCGCUGAACAAGGAACUCAAGGAUUUCUUAAUGGAGACCAUCAACGAGCACAAAAAGAACUAUGUCGCGGGUAGCGAAGCAGACUUGAUCGACGAGUUCAUUCGUGAGAUGGUGAACGGCAAAGGAGACACCAACGUUUACACAGACGAUCAGCUGGUGAUGCUGCUGGUCGAUCUAUUCCUCGCCGGAGCCACAACCACCGCGAUCGCGAUGGACUUCAUGUUCCUCAGUAUGGUGGUGUACCAAGAUGUGCAGCGUGAAGUGCACAAUGAGAUCGACUCGAUAAUAGCGUCCGACAGGCUUCCAGAUUUACUGGAUCGACCGAAGUUACCUUAUACGGAAGCGGUGAUGACCGAGUCGCAACGUAUGUGGCCGGUGUUCCCUGUGAUCGGGCCGCGGCGUGUUCUUCAGGACACAUACCUCGAGAAUUACAGCAUACCGAAGGAAAGCACCAUCGUGAUAAAUAUAUACUCGGUCGGGAUGGAUCCGACUUUGUAUUCCAAGCCGAACGAAUUUAAACCGGACAGGUAUAUCAUGGACGGAGCAUACAAAGCGGAUCCAAACAACUUGGUCUUCGGGAGAGGAAAAAGAAGAUGUCCUGGUCAAGUACUGGCUCAAUCCGCGUUAUUCCUCCUGUUCGUGGGCGUCAUGCAGAAGUUCACGCUACUUCCGGUCCCCGGAAAGGGGCCAACAUCCGUAGAAAUCGUUCCCGGUCUCGCGAUAUCGCCGAAACCAUACGAGGUAUUGCUAGUACCACGAUAA